Corticium candelabrum is the source of this 327-nucleotide messenger RNA. RefSeq lists its product as uncharacterized. The transcript has 3 exons. Lineage: Eukaryota; Metazoa; Porifera; Homoscleromorpha; Homosclerophorida; Plakinidae. The record is from RefSeq and is a predicted model, not a curated record. Bases 1 to 327 code for a protein of 108 amino acids.
AUGAAGGCUCUGGAUCGGAGUUUUGUGUGGUGGGUCAAUUUGGAUAAGGACGUCGAAGAAUUAGUCAAGACCUGUGAGCAGUGUCAGAAUGCAAGACACCGCCCAUCUACCACCAACCCACCACAUUCGUGGCUGUAUCCAAAUCGUUCGUGGGAAAGAGUUCAUUGUGAUUUAGCAGAAUUCGUCCAUCGGCAUUCGACACCAGCUCACACCGCCGUACCAUCCAGCCUCAAAUGGGCAGGCGGAACGACUCGAUCAAGAGUUAAAGAAGAGCCUCAGAGAACACUGUUUUCACACUUCAAGCUCAAUCAGAGUAUGCAAAAUUGA